Porites lobata is the source of this 1312-nucleotide messenger RNA. The record is from the annotation of a GenBank genome assembly. Lineage: Eukaryota; Metazoa; Cnidaria; Anthozoa; Scleractinia; Poritidae.
AUGAGAGUAAAGCGAAGAAGAGUGUUGGAGACGUAUAAUGCUGCCACAGAAAUCCAUGGCGGCAUAAGGGAGAGUAACGAGGCAGCUGCAACUGGACUGGUAGAAACCUUGGACAUCAAGUUUUCCAAGAAACUUGUCAGUUCAUUAGUAUGUAACAAAUCUAAGCUGGCCAAAAAAAUUGCAUUUACUUUUCAUAAGGCUAAGUGCAAGGUGUAUGAAAAUAGUGAUGAGAACUUUCGUAAGAAAGAAACCAUUGAGACAUGUGACUGAGUAGAUCUUGUGGAAUUAAGCUUUGUGAAGAAGCAGAAUGUUUUGCAACGACGCGUUAGUGAACGUUUAAAUGAACCUCCCUACGGCGCGGUCGACAAAAUCAAACAAACAAGCGCUACAUGUUCAGAAAAACUAGUGCAAUGAAAUCAUAAUAUAAUUUCUGACUAACCUUUGCGAUAAUUCAUCGCGUUGAGAUGGCAUUUUUAUUUAUAUCUUUCAAACGUUUGAGGCUAGAGCGCGAGCAAAUCAGGCAAAUAUUACUGGACUUGGAACUAUUGACCUCUGACACGAGUUUCAGAUCAGAAAAGCUGUUUUUAAAGCGAGCAGAACGAGAUUUUCGGGUCGCGAGGCGGCCCUUCUAGCGACAAAAUCGCGAUGAGUCUUCGUGCCGCGAGCCAAAUUUUAAAUAAGACGAAAAACUUCUUCGAAAGUCUAAAAAAUAUUACUUAAGAAUGUAAACAACAAAUCUCCGUCGGCGGUGCGGUCCGGAAGGAAAUCUUGUCGACACAAUAUGACAGUUCUAUUGUCUUUUGAAGAAAAAAACCGAUGACGCUUGCGCGUGUGCACAAUCGGGACACUGUCCCUUUAAGACUGGCUAUGUUUUAAGAACAUUUAAAUCGACUGUUUAACUUCACUAGCCUGAUGAAUUUCUUUAAGAACUGUAUUUCUUCACCGUAUUAAAAUAAGACGCGGAGAGUUACCAGUCACACCAAAAAACUUUCGUGACUUAAAGCACGCCUUAAGAAUAAAGGGAAGGUCAAUAUACACAUGCAAAAUAUUUCAUUCUACUUUUCAUAAGGCUAAGUGCAAGGUGUAUGAAAAUAGUGAUGAGAACAUACUUAGAAGUGUGUCAGUUUACUAUAGCAUGGGUGUCAUGGGCAAAAAGAAGUACAUGAAAGUGCGCCAUUCCUUUUCAUUUAAGAGGAUACUAUCCAAGGGGAAAAAGUUUUCUUGCUUAAAAGUAGCGAACUGCCAUGUUCCUGCUUUUUUGCCAUACUACAAACUUGUUCAAUUUCUUGAUAGGCACUCUACAUUCUGUUAG